Eruca vesicaria subsp. sativa (arugula) is the source of this 669-nucleotide messenger RNA. NCBI's taxonomy places the organism in Eukaryota, Viridiplantae, Streptophyta, Magnoliopsida, Brassicales, Brassicaceae. The record is from the annotation of a GenBank genome assembly.
AUGGACCCGAUUGCACUGGUACCUCUUACUCGCUACUUGCCUACGUGGAAAGGAAACGUGAUAGAUUCAGACAUGGAGAUGAAUCAAGGUCGUGUUGUGGUAUCAUCAUCAUCAUCAAUGGAGAAGGAAGACUUGUAUGCUGUUAUGGAUUUGCACAACGAAUGUUCACAAGGCGAUCUCAAAAGUUCUUACAAGAACCUUGCUCUGAAAUGGCAUCCAGAUCGGUUUAGUGAAGAAAAUGAGAAAGACAGAGCCAAUACGAAAUUUCAAUCCAUUCAAAAAGCUUAUUCUGUUUUGUCGGAUUCGAACAAGAGGAUGUUGUAUGACAUCGGAGCUUACGACAGUGAUGACGACGAAACUGGAAUGGCUGAUUUCAUAAAUGAGAUGGUGACUCUGAUGUCUCAAACUCAAUCUACGGGAGAUGAAACCUUAGAAGAAUUUGAGAAGUUGUUUGAAGAAUUGUUGAUGGAUGAUGUGAAUCAAUUCAAAACUCCUCCAUCUUCAUUUCCUUAUGCACCAUUUAGUGGUGGCAUGGUGCAUGGCGAUGAUUUGUCAAAUGAUGAUAUCCCAAACAAAGUUAACUUUGACAGUUAUUGCUGUAUAAGUUCUGGUGAGGUGGGUGGUCCAUCCAAGAGUUCCGGCCUUGGCACUAGAAGAUCUAAGAAGUAG